Sinocyclocheilus grahami is the source of this 3492-nucleotide messenger RNA. RefSeq names its product PHD finger protein 20-like. NCBI's taxonomy places the organism in Eukaryota, Metazoa, Chordata, Actinopteri, Cypriniformes, Cyprinidae. The record is from RefSeq and is a predicted model, not a curated record. Bases 157 to 3066 code for a protein of 969 amino acids. Gene Ontology annotation, biological process: regulation of transcription by RNA polymerase II. The transcript is spliced from 18 exons. Gene Ontology annotation, cellular component: MLL1 complex; nucleus; NSL complex.
CGCGGACACCGGCCUGCUGCUCGCGCCGGAGAAAACAAACUGCGUGGAUGCGCUGCGCGCUCAAAGCAUGCGGCUUAAACGCGUGCGGACUUGCUUUCUUCGGCGUCGGAGUACAUUUAUCAGCAAUAAAGGUUGGUGUGUGAGUGUGUGACCAGCAUGUCAAAGAGCACUCCUCACAGGCGUGGGAUCACGUUCGAGGUGGGAGCGCAGCUGGAGGCCAGGGACAGUCUGAAGAACUGGUAUGCAGCUAGCAUUGAGAAGAUCGACUAUGAAGACGAGAAGGUUUUGAUUCACUACAGGCAGUGGAGUCAUCGUUAUGAUGAAUGGUUUGACUGGAGCAGUCCGUACCUCAGACCUGUGGAACGAAUCCAGCUGAGGAAACAAGGUCUCCGUGAACGGCAGAGCGCUCCAGGCUUUCAUGUCAACCAGAAAGUCCUUGCCAGCUGGUCAGACUGUCGGUACUACCCUGCUAAGAUCAUGUCCCGGGAUAAAGAUGGUUUCUACACAGUGAAGUUUUUUGAUGGAGUCAUAAAGACAGUGAAGGGGAUUAAGGUGAAGCCGUUCCGCAAGGAGAGCUCUAAUGGCAAGACCAAUCAGCAGACUCAAAAGCGGGGCAAUCAGAAUGGGAAAAAAUGGAAGGCCAAGGAGAAUGGCAGCAGCAGAAGUAACGGCUCGAGACACAGCAUGUCUGACCAGGAUGGGGAGAGCGAAUCGGAGGAGGAUGAAGAAGACGCUACAGUGAUUGACGAGUCCAGAAAUCUCCAGAACGGUGGAGAGAGCGAAAGCACAGCAGCUCAGAUAUUGAACGAGUCCGAGCCGAGUUCUGCGGAGCACAACGAAACACAGCCCAGUGAAGAAAACAAGACAGAACCGCUUGAGAAUGGAGAAGCGAACAAACCAGAGGAGAAAGAGAUGAAUGGAGGACAGGAGGAGUCCCAAGCACUUCAAAAUGGCGUUGACGGGAAUGACGGAGACCAGAAAGAGAAGGAAAACGCAACAGAUGAAAGCCCCAGUCUGCCCAGAAGGACACGGAGUAAGGUGACAGAUGGAAAGGAUGUGGAAAAGUCCAACGGUCCAGAACUGAGGAAGAGACGUGCAUCAACAGGACAGAUGCCACCGACCAAAAGGAGCAGAGCCAAUUCAAGCACAGACAGAAACAGUCGAUCCCAAAUCAAAGCGGACUCUGUCCCGGAGACUUCAGAAAGUAAGGAUGGCUCAACCAGUCCUGCAGAAAAUGCAGCACCCAAAGAGGAGGCAGGAUCCACACCUGAUCUCGCUGCAGCAGUCAAACAGCCGCAAACAAUCCACCUUCCAACCACAAACAAGUAUAGCAGAGAACCAUUGUACAGGGUCAUCAAAAACCAGCCGCCCCCUAUCCUGUCCAUUGAGCUGGACCACAACCCGUUCAAAUGCAAAAUCGCAGGCUGUCUCAAGUCUUUCCGCAAGGCGUCUCUGCUGCACUACCACAUGAAGUACUAUCACGCACAGAGCGACCCAAGCCCCCCUCGCUGCGUCCAGACGCGCUCCUCAGACAAACAGAACAGCCAGGAGACCCCUCGCAGGCGCCGGACCGUCUCGUCUUCCCACUAUACUCCCUCUCCUCUGAGUGACAGUAAGUCAGGUCACGCUCUGUCGCCCCCUGCGGUUGGCAGCAUGCACCGGCAGCGCUCGGCCACGCUGGGCGCAGAGAGGAGCAAAGAGAACCAACACUUCAACCGCUCGCUGCAUGACGACAGAGACUGGGUUGCCAAGGAAACAGGAGCGAAAGAACGGGAAAGGCUGAGGGAGAAGCGGCAGAGGGAUUUCUUCCGCAUCAAACUGAAGAAAAAGAAGAAGAAAAGGAAGUCGAAGUCAGGUGAGAUGGUUCUGCAAACUUUCUCUAACGAGUCUGACGCUGAGCUGGAUCUGAACAUGCCCCUCUCAGAGCAGGGUGUGGAAACGGUCACUCAUGGCUCUGAGAUCGUACGCUGUAUUUGUGAAGUGCAGGAGGAGAACGACUUCAUGAUACAGUGUGAUGAGUGUUUGUGCUGGCAGCAUGGGACGUGUAUGGGACUGUAUGAGGACAGUGUUCCAGACAGCUACAGCUGCUACAUCUGCAGAGACCCACCAGCCCAGAGGCAGAGUCAAAGGUACUGGUAUGAUAAAGACUGGCUGAGCAGCGGUCACAUGUAUGGCUUGUCUUUCCUGGAGGAGAACUACUCCCACCAGAACAGUAAGAAAGUGGCAACUGCCCAUCAGCUCCUGGGGGACGUCCACCGUGUGUUUGAGGUCCUGAAUGGCCUUCAGCUGAAGAUGAGCAUCUUACAGACACAAGCCCAUCCAGACCUGAAGUUCUGGCGGCAGCCCUGGAAGUCUGCAGACGGCCUACGGAGGAAGACUGCAGGUGACUCGGGCAUUGCUACUCCCUUCCCCUCCUCACCCCCUGAAAUUGGAGCAAAUGAGUUUGAGACAUUGAAGAGCGAAGUCCCAUCGCCUGUGGAGACGCAUUGCUCUUUCCAGGACUCAUACAUUAGCAGCGAGCACUGCUACCAGAAGCCCUGUACAUACUACCCGGCGAUGGAGAGAAGACUUGUGGUGGAGACGCGGUGCGGUUCUGAGCUGGAGGACAGUCUUAGGAGCACCGAAGACCUACUAGAGAUGGCCGAGCAGAGGUACGGCACGCAGCUGGACCACGAACAGCACAAACUUCAGCUAGCUGACCGCUCCUUUAGUAAGGAGCUGGAGUGCCGUAUGAAACGACUGGUUUCCGCAGAGCAGGAAAAGAGUUGUGUGGUAGAAGUCAAGGAAGAGGAGCCUGACCCAAAGCCUGACCCUGACCUUGUGCUGCACCAGCAGUGGCAGCUGAACCUGCUGGAGCACAUUGAAGCAGUGCAGGACCAGGUGACGCACAGAAUGGACCUUAUCGAGCGAGAACUAGACGUGCUGGAGAGUUGGCUAGACUACACGGGUGAACUGGAACCUCCAGAUCCUCUUGCGCGCCUCCCUCAACUGAAACAUCGCAUCAAACAGCUCCUGACUGACCUGGGAACAGUCCAGCAGAUCGCACUCUGCUCCUCAUCCUCUUGAAGGCGCCAGAGAACAUGCAAACAGUUCACACUCAAAUGAAUGCACACAGAGUUCCUUAAAACUGCUGAAAUACUUACAUGUGCCUGUGUUUUGAGAGGAAACCCCUAAAUGAUUCAAGCUAAUGUCAGUGUGACAGUUUCUGUGGCACAUGCGUGUUGGAUUGAUGGGUCUAGUCAGCAGUUUAACAGUAGUCACCGGUUAGAAAAGACUGAUGGAAAUUGAGGCUAACGAUACCUGAUGCAAACAACAGGUUUUUUUUUGUGUGUGUGGAAUAUAAUGCUUCAUUGUAGCACUUAGCUAUGUCUAUCAUAGACUUAGGAGGUAUUUUGUUAUUGUUUUUUUCCAUGUAAUUUUCACUGUAUUAUUCACAUGCUAAAUAAUAGUUUUAUGUUAAUUCAUAAGUGUUUAAUAAGUGAUCAUUGUGGA